Messenger RNA from Sitodiplosis mosellana (orange wheat blossom midge), 557 nucleotides. Its product is annotated as alpha-1,4-N-acetylglucosaminyltransferase-like. Lineage: Eukaryota; Metazoa; Arthropoda; Insecta; Diptera; Cecidomyiidae. The transcript has 2 exons. Gene Ontology annotation, molecular function: alpha-1,4-N-acetylgalactosaminyltransferase activity. The record is from RefSeq and is a predicted model, not a curated record. The annotation marks the transcript as partial. Gene Ontology annotation, biological process: glycosphingolipid biosynthetic process.
AUGGGCAAAGAAGUGAAACUUCUUGACGAUAUAAUGACAUCACCACCGAAACUUGAUAGAACGAUAUUUUUCCAGGACACAUCGUGUAAAAAUGGGAUCGUGUCAUUUACUCCGAGACAAGCAUGUGCCAUCGAAUCGACUGCAAUGUGGAAUCCGAACCGUGAUAUUUUUGUAUUGUUCACUUCACCUGUGGGCUUGCCUUCAAAUGGACAGAUCAAUUCACCAUUAGUGAAAGCAUUGUCAACGUACUCGAACAUUCAGUAUCGCAACGUGGAUUGGUAUAAAUUUUCCGUUGGUACACCAGCCGAAGAAUGGGUGAAAAAAGAUAAAAUGCUCACAACAAUACAUUUCAUGGGUCAUUUGUCGGACUUUCUUAGGCUUUUGGCUCUCUACAAAUUCGGUGGAAUUCAUAUAGACUUGGAUUUUAUCGUUAAAUCAACAUUUGAACAGUUUCCACCCAAUUUUAUCGGUGCGCAAGACGAUAAAGAAAUACAAAAUUCAUUUUAUGGCUUUGAAUCGAGAGAUGUCGGUCACAAAAUUGUUGAAUUGUUUCUAAG